AUGGAGACUGAGGCGACCGAGACGACGACGACCGCAGCCGCGACGGCUCUGAGCGUAGCAGAAGGACGGCGAAGGCGGGAGCGGAAGCCGACGGCGACGGCGACGCGGUGGCCCGACUUUGAAGCGCGGACGACGUACGAGCCAUCGACAGGCGUGCCGCGGUCAUAUUUCCUAGGCCACCACCGGGCAGCGCUGGACCACAUGCGGCGGGUAUUGGCGACCGUUGGGCUGGUGAUUGAGUGUCGGGAUCUGCGGGUGCCGCUGACGGCGUGGAACCCGCUGCUGGAGACGUCGCUGUCGUCGGGCGUGGCGACGGAGGAGGAGAGAAGCAGCAGCAGUGGUCGAGGGGAUGAGGGCCAAAGCAAGACGGGCGGCGUGGCCGGCCUGGCGAGUCUUUCCUCGGCCGGUCCCCUGGCCUCGUUUCUGCCGUCGGCCCAGACUGACCGCAUGCGGAUCAUCGUGUACACGAAGCGGGAUCUGGUCGUGGAUGAGUCAGCGGGCGGAAGAAGGUCGCAACGAUCCCAGGCCGCGGCCUCGCUGUCGCCCUCGUCAGCCGACCUUCGUCGGCUGGCCGGCUUCCACCGAAACGAGGCCGACGCGGUUCUCUUCAUGGGCGGCGGCGACGAGCAGGGCACGGCAGCCGCUGGCGCCGUCGCCCGACGCGAGGCCUCGCGGCUCGUGGCGGCCGUCCGGGCAGCCGCCCAGCGCCACGGCCAGCAGUCGUUGACGGGUCUGCGCGCGCUGGUCGUCGGCAUGCCCAACGCUGGCAAGUCGACGCUGCUGAACCGGCUGCGCGCUCAUGGCAUGGCGGAUCCGUCGCGACGGGCCCGGGCUGCCAAGACCGGCUCGCAGCCGGGCGUCACCCGGAAGCUGGGCACGCCCACCCCGACUUCCUCCGACGAUACCCUCCUCCUCAUGGACACCCCCGGCGUCUUUGUCCCCUACGUCCAGGACCCCGAGAGCAUGCUGAAGCUCGCCCUCGCCGGCUGCGUCCGCGAAGGCCUCGUCCCGUCCGUCGCCCUGGCCGACUACCUGCUCUUUCAGCUGAACCGCCGCGAUCCUGCUCGCUACGUCGACGCCUUCGGCCUCCGGCAACCCACCACCGACGUUCACGUCCUGCUCGACGCUGUCGCUCGUCGCACCGGAAAACUGGCCCGCCACGGCGAGCCCGCCCUCGAUGCCGCCGCCCUUCACCUCGUCCACGCCUGGCGUCGCGGCCGUCUUGGCCGCUUCUGCCUCGACGACCUCGACCCUGACUCUCUCGCUGCCGCCCGCGAUGCUGCCCGCCGCGGCUCUCCACUCUCCCUCAAUCAGGCUCGUCGCCGCGAGAAGGAGCGCCGCAAGGCUCGCCAGGCUGCCCGCCAUAGCGGCAUCGUCUUCACCGAGACUGGUUCAACGGCUUAG
Grosmannia clavigera kw1407 is the source of this 1404-nucleotide messenger RNA. RefSeq names its product mitochondrial GTPase. The record is from RefSeq and is a predicted model, not a curated record. The transcript has 2 exons. Gene Ontology annotation, cellular component: mitochondrion. Gene Ontology annotation, molecular function: GTPase activity; GTP binding. Lineage: Eukaryota; Fungi; Ascomycota; Sordariomycetes; Ophiostomatales; Ophiostomataceae. The coding region runs from base 1 to 1404 and encodes 467 amino acids.